AUGCAGCUCAAAGAUGGGACGCUCGAGCAGCCGUCCUCCGUCUGGAGGUCUCUAUCCUCCGCUACUACGCUGACUAUUGCGGCGUUAUGUCGUGGGUUUCUAUUCUCGCUUAAUACCACGGAAGUCAAUGGCUUGGAUCGAUUCUUGAAGCUGCUAGAGUCGCGGCAAGAUGAUAGCUCGAGGACACGCGGAUUAAUCACUGUUUCAAAUCACAUUAGUGUCAUGGACGAUCCGUUGAUGUGGGGUGUUAUACCGUUGCGAAGCCAUUGGGAGUUCCGGCCAUGCAACCGGAGAUGGGCUCUUGGAAGCCAUGAUAUUUGUUUUAAAAAUAGAUUUAUGUCUGCGUUCUUUACUUACGGGCAGGUUCUCCCAGCACAUAGACUUUUUCAUUCUUCUCGCGGUGGGCCCUUUCAGCCUACUGUAACACAAGCCAUCCGGUUACUAUCCAAGGGACCUUUCCCUGUGGACCCUCAUGGGGCUCCUACAGACAAACAACGAUGGAGUAUAAGCAAUACCUGUGUUGAUCCUUUCUCGGAGGUACCUACGGCUUUUACUACAAAUGGAGAGGACGCUUUUCUAGCUCCAUCUACAUAUGCAUGCAACUCCUACUCUUGGAUACACAUCUUUCCAGAAGGGAUGAUACACCAGUCAGCUCACAAAACUAUGCGCUACUUCAAAUGGGGCAUUUCUCGCUUGAUAUUGGAACCAGAUGAAUGUCCAGAUAUCGUCCCAAUGUGGAUUGAAGGGACGGACGGUGUUAUGCAUGAGGACCGUGGAUUCCCUCGUUUUAUUCCUCGCAUAAACCAGAAAGUCAGCGUCACGUUUGGAGAAAAGGUAGACACGGAGGCUAUAUUUGGAGAGCUAAGAAGCAAGUGGCAGAAGCUGAAACGGGAAUCGGAGCAAGGAAGCACUGAACCUCUCGCAGUUGGCAUCUUGAAUGAGAAGCUCAUGUACGGAGAUGAAGCUACGGAACUUCGUCUGGAGUGUACGCGAAAGGUUCGGGAUCUCGUUCUUGAGGUCCGGCGUUCAAGAGGCUUCCCGGAUGAAGAUCCAAAGGCCAGCAUGGCCGAAACAUGGCUGAGAGAAGGGCCUAAGAGAGAAGGCAGGAUGGAUGACGGCUCUCUGGUUAGGGACAUCUAG
Molecule: messenger RNA, 1140 nt
Organism: Trichophyton rubrum CBS 118892
Lineage: Eukaryota; Fungi; Ascomycota; Eurotiomycetes; Onygenales; Arthrodermataceae
Exons: 4
Coding region: 1-1140 (379 amino acids)
Biological process (GO): cardiolipin acyl-chain remodeling; inner mitochondrial membrane organization
Cellular component (GO): mitochondrial membrane
Molecular function (GO): 1-acylglycerophosphocholine O-acyltransferase activity
Source: RefSeq, a predicted model, not a curated record